UCCACCACAGUCGCAAAGGAAACCGCAUUGAUGUGCCUCAGAACUAAGCGACGAUGCCUGCGAGUUUUAGUCGGCGCCGGAGGUUGUAUCAAAAUGCAUUUUAAAUAAGUAGAAAUACCAUAGAGCCAUUGUAAAAUGUGUUAGAUUUUGCUAAUGUAAAAUCACUAAAAUGUAUUCUCGCAUGUGCUAAUCGUGUUCUCUAAUGAAAAGUACCGUAUCUGUGCGUAGUAAAUACCUAGAUAUGCAUUGUAAUAUAAUGCCUGCGCCCAUCGCGUCAUGCAAAUGAUGCAGUUAAAUAUGGUUGCAUUUCAAAGAAAUAGAGCAUAUACCAUGAUAUAAUCUCCGCCGGUGUUAUUGAUUUGCUGUUGGUUGUUAACUUGUUGUAGCGAGCGAUGUUGGCACGGUAUCUGUAUCUGGUUCUCGUUGCGGUUGUCAUAAAAUUUCUCGAUCCCAAAUCGUAGUUCUUCAUUCAUUGCAUGGCAUUAGUAACCAUGGAUGACUCAACGGUCCGAAAUGUGCAAAAGCCGCUGGAUUUUAUCCGUUCUCGCUCGUGUGGUGAUAUUUCCACGUUUGAUCCAGCCUUUGAUGAUGUGAUGAGAAGAGCUCUUGAGAAACAUUCAUAUGCCAAGCGUUUCAAGCCUCUAAUCCGAGAGCUGGCACUGCUUUCUUUUGCUCGGAACCUGCUACUAUGUACAGCCCUUGCCGUCCAAAUUAUGCGAGCUCUGUCUGACAACGAAGACGAAAACCACGAAUGGGAACACCGAAAAAAGGGAGCCCGACGACCUUCAUUACUCCUGAUGCUCCUUCUUAUCACUCAAGUAGCAGGUUUGACACACUCUCUGCUCGAUUUAUCCAUGGCUGUAUUGCUGUGGUACCGUGUGCGCCAGAUGCGCGGACAGUGGUUCUUGUCGGCCGUGAAUCCCUGGGAGAACACACAGAUUUCCGUUGGCUGCUAUGAAACUGACCAACUGAAAGUGCGUCUCGAUGUAUAUUUCCUGUCUACCAUACUGGCCACGGCCUACAUGGUGAUGGCAAUGGCGAUCGUCCAGUUCUAUUACCCGGGAUUUUUGCUCGCUCUCUGGCGACAUUUUGUCAACGCACUGUGGCAUGAUUAUACCGUAGAUACGGCGGGAUGUGACUUGUUGCUGGCUACCCUCCCCUGCAUCGGUUUAGCACUGCUCGGGUUGGAUACCGCGUGGCAGUGUCGGCAAGCGAUUCUGCCAUUUCGACAGCUGUUCUGGGCCGAGGUGCAGAACGUCAGCGGCUUUGAUAUGUCAAGCAUUGUAGGCCGGUUACAUUGGAUUUCUUAUGCACUUUCGCAUCGGCUCUGCUAUGUAUUGGUGGACCUUGUCGAUUGGUCGGUCCUUUGGGUGGGGUAUGUGGUCCUGGUUCUGCUGCGUCGGAAAGAAGUCUUCUGUGUUAACGACUAAAGCCAAUAAAGUACAGACGCUCAGACGUCCGUCCCGGUGUGUAGGAUUCCAGUUCACCGAUCCGACAGUUCACGAGACGCGAAUUUAGCAUGUUCAUCUUUUCCUGAUUAAUCAAUCGUUAGCUGAUUUUCUGGUUAAAAUAGUUCUUUGUUAAUGCAUUCACAAUCUUAUUCUACCAAAGCUUACGUCUGAUAUUCAAGCGUUUUAUGACAAAAUCCUGUACGGUGUGCA
Molecule: messenger RNA, 1661 nt
Organism: Paramacrobiotus metropolitanus
Lineage: Eukaryota; Metazoa; Tardigrada; Eutardigrada; Parachela; Macrobiotidae
Exons: 2
Coding region: 477-1430 (317 amino acids)
Source: RefSeq, a predicted model, not a curated record